UCGGAUUCACAUCGGAGGAGCCGCCGAGCCGCGCGGACGCGCCAUGUCGAAGCUCCCGUUCUGCGGACUUUUCGUGCACACCGGUUGCAAAGUUUGGAACUGUGUUGGCGGCGCCCUUCGCGUGCGCAGCAGGGCGAUAUGUUUUCACCAGUGGACAUGAAAGGUGUGUUGCGAGACCAAUGCAAUGCCCCGCAAUGUGAGUGCGACGGAUUUUGCCGCUCCGCGAACAACGAACCUGCUGCACCACUCCAGGCCGCUUGGUGCUCAUACUGUGGGCACAGCCCAGUACAACAUGCUCGAAUUGGGACAACCCAGGACGUGUAUUUCUCAGCACCCAGUCAACUGCCAGAAGUGACUCAAACACAGGCCACCAGAGACAAUGCCUACGAAAUUAUUGGUCCUGAUGACGAAAGCCCUCAAGGGGCAAACGACAUCUCUGUUGCAGAAGUGAGCCCGAUACCACUUGAAGUUACCAUGACCGAUGACACGGCUGCAAUAGAUACAGAGACUGCCGUGUCUACUACAGCUGCAACAGUAUACGUAGCAAGCAGCAGCUUGUCAGCAUCAGCAGUAGUGUCAGAAGGAACCGAACCAGGCCUGGCAUAG
Messenger RNA from Dermacentor silvarum, 606 nucleotides. RefSeq lists its product as uncharacterized. Bases 139 to 606 code for a protein of 155 amino acids. The record is from RefSeq and is a predicted model, not a curated record. NCBI's taxonomy places the organism in Eukaryota, Metazoa, Arthropoda, Arachnida, Ixodida, Ixodidae. The transcript has 4 exons.